AUGAUGCUUCAAAGGAGUCUUCAGCUUCCUUAUGGAAUUUUCCUAUGGGAUGGCACUGAUAAUGCUUGUCUUAUAUUUGAGGAUGGUUUCUUCCAGCUUGGAUAUUACAAUAUGGAGGAUGAGAGUGGGCUUGAGCUCAGUUUGGGUUUAUCUUGUGGUGGAUCAUCUUCCAAACUCAAGGGUAAAAAUGGUAGCUCCUCAGAUACUAGGGGUGAAGAAGUUGGUAGAGGUGGCAAAAUGGUGGAUGACUUUAAGAGCAUGUUUGACAACGCUCCUCAGAAGCCAGAAUCUAUUAGUGGGACUCGAAGAACUGAUUCCCCAAAGCCUGAGGAGAACUUCUUUAGUGACCUUUCAAAGGCCAAAGACGAGAAUGCUUCUUUGAAUUUAAAUGGCAGAGGAUUUCUGGUUGCAAAUAGUAGUAAACCUAUUGAAAUUGAGGAUGAUAAACGGUCAGAGGCAGCAAAUAAGCGAAAGAUGACUUUCGAUGAGAUACGAAAUCCAAAGAAGCAUGAGAGUGAUGUCCACCAUGCUGAUUUACAUGACAGGGCUAGAACAUCUCAUAUUUCUAUAACAGAAGAUGGUUCAACUGCAGAAAAUGAAGAUGUUGCUGACUCUGAAACUGAGAACUCCUCCUCUAGGCCCAUUUCACACCACAGUGAUGGUUCCAAAGGAUUCAUCAGGGUCGGUUCUUCUUCCGAUGCUGCAAAAGAGGUUCGUGGAAGUGCUGACUCAAAUGCUACCGACUUUAGUGGGCAGAAGAGGUUUACUGGGUCAUCAGAAAAAGAUUUUAAGCAUGCAAACUUGACUUACAGUGCUUCCUUUUCUGUUCAACCUGUAAAUAUGAUGAAUGUAUCUUACCCUUCUCCAGUAAAAGAGUCUAGCUCUGUAGGGGCGCCAGGCUCUCAGAUACAUGGAGUGAUGCAUGUAAUGCCUGCUGCAACUGGUGAACGGACAGGAACCCAAUCAGUGAAUAAUGGGAGUCUGCCGGUGAUGUUUGGAUAUCCUCCUGUUCAGCUUCCCAUGUUGGAGAAGGACCAGUCAUGGGGUUUGAUUUCUCAUCCUCAACAAUUACACUCUUCUUUUGUUGGCAGGGGUCCAACUAACCCAGCUACACUACAAGUAAUCUCAAACAACGUAUCGGAGGCUAAACCAUUCGAAGGAAGGCCAUUAGAUCGUACCAAAGGAGAUGGUAAACAGCGAGUCACCGAAGAAGGCUCCUCUUCACAACCUGAAGAUGUGAAAGGAAGAAGCACAAACCUUAGGGCCAAAGAUAUACCAGACCAACCAACAGAAGGUUCCGUCAUUGAUUUUUCAAAUAUUAAGCCCGGUCUUGCUGCAGAUGUUAAAUUUGGUGGAUGUGGUUCCUAUCCAAAUCUGCCUUGGGUAUCCACCUCAGGUUCCGGUCCAAAUGGCAGGACUAUAUCUGGUGUUACUUACCGAUAUAGCACUAACCAAGUUAGAAUUGUCUGUGCAUGCCAUGGUUCUCACAUGACCCCUGAGGAGUUCGUUCGCCAUGCAAACGAAGACCAGGCUGCCGCAGAGGGCAGUGGAGUUUUGGGGACUGUAGCAAACGGCAAUCCUGCUGCCUCUUCCCAUGGCUAG
Molecule: messenger RNA, 1602 nt
Organism: Sphenostylis stenocarpa
Lineage: Eukaryota; Viridiplantae; Streptophyta; Magnoliopsida; Fabales; Fabaceae
Source: the annotation of a GenBank genome assembly